This is a messenger RNA of Vicia faba (fava bean), 765 nucleotides long. Lineage: Eukaryota; Viridiplantae; Streptophyta; Magnoliopsida; Fabales; Fabaceae. The record is from the annotation of a GenBank genome assembly.
AUGUUUCCAAGUAACAGCUCUUCGUCUUCUUCUAACAUGUCAUUGCAGAAUUCAGAAGGCUAUCAAUGGAUGCCAAUUUCAGACGACGAGGUUCGGUUAGCUGCGAGUACCCCGAAGAAACGUGCAGGGAGGAAGAAGUUCAAGGAGACUCGCCAUCCGGUGUAUAGGGGUGUGAGGAGAAGAAACAAUAAUAAAUGGGUGUGUGAAAUGAGAGAGCCUAACAAGAAGACUAAGAUUUGGUUAGGCACUUUUCCAACGGUCGAGAUGGCUGCCCGAGCACACGAUGUUGCUGCAAUGGCAUUAAGGGGCCGCUACGCCUGUCUCAAUUUUGCAGACUCAACGUGGCGGCUCCCUAAACCAGUUAGUUCUGAGGCAAAAGAUAUACAAAAGGCCGCUGCAGAAGCCGCCGAGGCUUUCAGACCGGAUCAAACUUUAGGGACUAAUGAUGUUGAGCAGACUUUAAUGGUUAAUGACAUUGACACGGAAGUUGUUGCUGCCACCCCAGAAGAACAAAAUAUGUUUUCUAUGGAAGUGGAAAAAGAGGGAGUAGAACAGAAUUUGUUUUCUGUGGAAGUGGAAGAAGAGAGAGUAGAACAGAAUAUGUUUUCUAUGGAAGUGGAAGAGGAGGGAAUGAUGAACACGCCAGAAAUGUGGAGGAAUAUGGCACUAAUGUCUCCAACACAUAAUUUUGGGUAUCAUGAUGAAUAUCAAUAUAUUGAUGUACAAGACUAUCAAGAUCAAGAGGUAUCACUAUGGAGCUUUUAG